Symbiodinium sp. CCMP2456 is the source of this 369-nucleotide messenger RNA. The record is from the annotation of a GenBank genome assembly. NCBI's taxonomy places the organism in Eukaryota, Dinophyceae, Suessiales, Symbiodiniaceae.
GAGCUCCUCCGAGCGAAGCUCCAGCUCGGGUUGGGCCGGAGGUCUCCGGUCGAUCGCCUCGGAGGCGAGCUCCACUUCGGCCCCUCCACGCAAGGGCAAGGGCUACGGCAAGGGCAAAGGUCUCGUGAACUUCCCUGGGAAGGGCGCCCAAGGAGUCGACUCCGAGGAUUCAGAAGCUGACACCCACGGGCCGGUGACGACAUCGCUUGAGGUUCCAUUGCGUGUCCUCCGCCGCCCCUGGCGGGGGCAGGUGGCCGAGGCAUCCGUGGCUCAGGUCGAAGUUGAUGCGUGUCGGCGCGAAGGGUACGGACGCGUGACCAUCACUGGUGGCUGGUGGCAAAGCCUCGCAGCAUACCAGUGCCUCAUCAA